AUGCAUUGCAACCAUUGGCAACCAAAGAUGCAAAUAUAUCCUUUUUUGAUAUUUAGUGCUUUGUGGGCUCUAGGAACAACCCAGGAGUUUGUUCCUACGGUAUGGAGAUCUAAUGUGGAGGUUUAUGAAACCGAUUUUGAGCAUUGGGGUGGCGUCUUGGAUGCCUUCAGGGAUUCCAAUACUUUGAUGUUUCAUUUCGAGGAUAAUUUCGAGGAUCGUUUGCUGAUAACAUUUGAUAACGGUAGGAAUUGGCGAACUGUAGAUGUGUUUGGGGAAGGUAUUCCAUGGGUGGAUGUUGAUAAGUUUCAUAAAGAGAGAGCGUUCGUAACGACCUCGUCUGGAAAGAUCUAUAUGACGGAAGAUCAGGGAAGAAGUUGGAAGCAACUUUCUUUACCACAGGACGAGAUUGAUUGCUUCUCUGACACACAUCCUUUCAAUACGAAUCUUCUAUUGCUACACUGCGAUUCCCGGCUGGAAAAUAAUCCAGAGACAACUCCAGAUUCAUCCUCUUUUCAGGAACGUAUCGCUUACGCUUCUGAUGACGCUGGGAAAAGCUUUAGACGUAUUUCGGCGCCAUUUGAAGAAUAUGAAGCUACCCAAGACCUAGAAUACCGUGGUACUGACUGCCAGUUUGCCACUUUAUCAAAAGAGUCUAUUUUCGAUAGGGAUGGAAUUUAUUGCAUGCACCGUUUGAGAAACAGGACGGAAAUUCAAAAACAGUCUACACAUCCAUAUGGUAUGGGUACCGCCUUCUACACAACCGAUUUGGGUCAAAGUACAAAACUCUUUGAUGAAUUAAAAAGCUCUUCGGUAGAAAAUAUAUGGGUUUUUCCCUUCCAUAUUUUGGUAAUUACAUCAGAGGCCAAUGAAGUGGACGGUACUGCACACAGAAUUUGGGUUUCUACAGGCGGGCCUCUCAAACCUGCAUGCCUACCUAAGCGGGUGGCCUCUUUACCACAUGUGGUCAGCAUGCCACUGGAGCUUGAUCGAGAGCGUAUAUUAUUAAGUGCUGUUUUGGAAGAAGAUGAAGGUCACGGAAAAUCCGAGCAUUUCCUACUGUCCGAUUCUUCUGGUCUCAACUUUUCUCUCAUCGACUCCAUAACACAAGAACCUGCUCAGCAUGUGAUGAUAAAAAAGCUAUAUAACCUCGAGGGAACAGUAUGGGGUGAAUUCAUUUUUAGAGAGGUUCAUAAUCGGAGCACGGAAUUGAGCAUGGAUGAAACAAAUCUUGAUAAGAAGGUCAAUUGGCUUCAAAGAAUUAUUGAAUUUAUAAAGAAGCAUGUCCUCCACAGAAAGCCCUAUCCCCUCAUGGAACCUUUCCCCUUUAUCGAAUAUAAACGAUUUUCCAAGAAUAAAAUAAGCUUCGACAAUGGGGAAACAUGGACCAAUUUAAAGGUUGUGGAUCCAUCUGGAAAACAUAAGAACCUUUUCCAAUGCGAUAUCGAUGAUGUAGAACACUGUUCUUUCCAGAAAAAAAAUUUUUAUUCUCCAUUAAUUAGAAAUGAACCAACAGCUGGUAUACUCAUGGAAACCGGUGUUGUUAGAGAACGUUCCCUAAUCUUAGGUGAAAAAGAUGCAAUGGCUUUUAUUUCACGAGACGGUGGUGCUUCUUGGGAGGUGGCUUUUGAAUUUCCUGUGUAUGCAGCAUUUUUGGAUUUUGGGAACAUUAUCGUUGCUAUACCCAAGUUGUCUCAGAAAAACGGUAGGACAUUGAAGAAGUUCUUUUAUUCUGUGGAUCAGGGAAAUAAUUGGAGGGAAUAUUACCUCGAUAUCGUACUUGAUGAACCUGCACAUGCGUACGAUCUCGUACUUGAUAGCUGGGGUUUAAACGCUGUGAUAGGCCUUGUUAAACAAAAAUACGAGCGGUCCAGUAAAUAUACCUUUUACACAAUAGACUUUUCAGAAGUGUUCGGGGGGAGUGCUUGCACUGACGAAGAUUGGGAAAAAUGGUUUUUGUCUGAUGGCAAGUGUUUUAAUGGUGUCAAGUACAGCUUUAACAGAAGAAAAGCGGAUGCCCAAUGUUUGAUGAGGAAAACAUUUGAAGAGCUAACACUAAAUGAGGAGAGUUGUGAGCCUAAAGACAUCCAGAGUAAUAUUUAG
This is a messenger RNA of Zygosaccharomyces rouxii, 2100 nucleotides long. RefSeq lists its product as uncharacterized. The record is from RefSeq and is a predicted model, not a curated record. Gene Ontology annotation, biological process: post-Golgi vesicle-mediated transport. NCBI's taxonomy places the organism in Eukaryota, Fungi, Ascomycota, Saccharomycetes, Saccharomycetales, Saccharomycetaceae. Gene Ontology annotation, cellular component: Golgi apparatus; membrane. The transcript has a single exon. The coding region runs from base 1 to 2100 and encodes 699 amino acids. Gene Ontology annotation, molecular function: protein binding.